Molecule: messenger RNA, 2047 nt
Organism: Musa acuminata AAA Group (dessert banana)
Lineage: Eukaryota; Viridiplantae; Streptophyta; Magnoliopsida; Zingiberales; Musaceae
Product: protein ENHANCED DISEASE RESISTANCE 2-like
Exons: 2
Coding region: 16-1257 (413 amino acids)
Source: RefSeq, a predicted model, not a curated record
AUCUCCGAUGGCAAUAUGAAGUGCCGUUCUUGGCUCCCAUCGCGGAGCACACGGCGUCGCCUUCUACAAAUAUUUGCCUGCCGUUUUGGUUGGACGAGGAGGGAGGGGGAGAAGACGGUGAAGGCGUCAUCGGCGGAGAUGUGCCCGACGACGAAAAAACCUGCUGACACAGCCGGCCAAAGAGGAGGAGAGCCGCCUCCGCCAGAGCCCGCGAGGGCCGCGGAGGACCCCUGCUACGACUGGCGGCAGGAGGCGAUCGAGGGCGGGUCCCUUCGACACGUUGACCUCGACACGGGCACCAACGGCUGGGCCUCCCCGCCCGGGGAUCUCUUCCACCUCCGCGGCCUCAACUACUUCGCCCGCCGCCAGAAGUGCCCCUCCGGCGAGUGGCUCCUCAAGCCCGCCGGCGUCGACUGGCUCCGAUCCGCCUCCCGCCUGGACGACGUCCUCGGCCGCCCUGACAACCGCGUCGCCACGGCCCUCCGCCGCGCCCAAGCCCUCGGCGGUGCCCGCAAGGCCUUCCUCUUCGCCGUCAACCUCCAGGUCCCCGGCCGCGAGUGCCACUCCGCCGUCUUCUACUUCGCCGCUGAGGAGCCCAUCCCGCCGGGCUCCCUCUUCUACCGUUUUGUCCACGGCGACGAUGCCUUCCGGAACUCGCGGUUCAAGAUCGUGAAUCGGAUCGUGAAGGGCCCAUGGAUCGUGAGGGCCGCCGUCGGGAACCACGCCGCCUGCCUCCUGGGCAAGGCGCUCACUUGCAACUACCACCGCGGGGAGAACUACCUCGAGAUCGACGUCGACAUCGGGAGCUCCGCCAUCGCCAAUGCCAUCCUCCACCUCGCCCUCGGCUACGUGACGGCGGUCACCAUCGACAUGGGGUUCCUGGUGGAGGCUCAGGCGGAGGAGGAGCUGCCGGAGCGGCUCCUGGGGGCUGUCCGGGUGGCGCAGAUGGAGAUGAGCUCGGCCACCUAUGUGGAGACUAAACCCAAGGCUACGGAGGCCGGAAAGACAGGGUUUUGGGGACCGGCGAAGGUCAACCACCAUCACCAACACCACCCUGAUCGGUGCUCGGGUGCGAAGCCAUCAAGGUCGGGGGUGGGCAAGGACGGCGACGACGAAGGUAGAACUACCACUUGGAGUUUCCUGUGGUCCAUGCUUCUGCAUCUGCUCUCUGCAGGUUUUGGCUGUCACUUUGUACCAAACUUAAUCCAAGAGUAUCAUAGUCUACUAAAAAGUGCAUUGCUUAAUGUUCUUGCAUAAUCUAGAUAUUUCUUGGUUAAAGAUGUUUCUUUUACCUAUGCAUUUCUUGGAGUACAAUCUGUUUUGUGAUACUUGAUUGUUCUUUUGUGGUUGGAGCUGGCCUUGAACCUGACAAUCUUAUUAUAUUGCUCUGGAAACAAUGAGAAUUUGAGAAUAUUGAACUGGACAGAUAAACAAUUAUGCAAUCAGUGCACCUCAUUGGCCUAUAAAUCUUAUAUACUUGCAAGUGGAUUGUAUAGUGCAUACAUGUGGAACACAUGCAAUAAGUCUGAUCAUUUUCUAGUGAAGCAGCACCGGAACCCAUGGCUGUGUUGGGAAAGAAGCAGUUUUUUUCUUCUUAAUGCAAGCAAAGAACAUUUACUUUGCUUGCAUGCCAAAUUCUUUUCUUUCAAGUUUUAUGAGAAUCAUUUUCAACUUGCCUAAGCUUGUCUCUCUUCUACUGAUGCAUCAUAUUUCAACACAUCCUUUUUGCAGAUAAUUUCCCUCCAUAGUAAAGCUAUUCUUCCUUCACUCCAUGGCCCAUGUACAUGCCAAGCUUCUGAAAGUUUUUGAGGUUCUUGUCAUGGCUUCUUCAUCCUUCAACUUAACAAUAUUAUGAUCAGUCAGUAUCAUCAACUGCUUCUUAGUUUCAUUGUUUUAAUGAACUUCCUGUUCGAUUCAUUUGAUUCAGAAUAAUCAUGCUUCUGACUGAUGUGAACAUUCUUUAUUGCUUCUGCUGUAGAAUCGCUAUCUGUAAUUUCAACUUACUUGGAAAGCACAUUUCCUGUCCUGUUUCACGCCCUCUUUGACA